AUGAGUUUCAAAGGGUUUACGAAGGCCAUUUCGAGGGCCCCACAAAAUUUCCGUCAGAAGUUUAAGAUGGGUGAGCAGACCACCGAUCCUGUUUAUGAAGAUGCUGAACGUCGUUUCAAAGAAUUAGAAGUAGAGACCAAAAAAUUGAGUGAGGAGUCCAAGAGAUAUUCUACUGCGGUCAACGGUAUGUUGAAUCAUCAGAUUGGGUUCGCCAAAGCCAUGGAGGAAAUUUUUAAGCCUAUUAGUGGUAAAGUUAGUGACCCUAAUGCGAUGGUUCCUGAGGAUAACCCCGAAGGUAUAGAAGCCAGUGAACAGUAUAGAGCCAUUGUUGCUGAGUUGCAAGAGACUUUAAAGCCUGAUCUUACUUUGAUUGAAGAUAAAGUUGUUCAACCAUGUCAAGAGCUGUUGAAGAUUAUCACGUACAUUAGAAAAAUGGCUACUAAGAGAAAUCACAAGAAACUGGAUCUUGAUAGACAUUUGAACACAUACAAUAAGUAUGAGAAGAAGAAGGAACCCACUGCCAAGGACGAAGAGAAAAUGUACAAGGCUCAAACACAAGUGGAAAUUGCACAACAAGAGUACGAUUACUACAAUGAAAUGUUAAAAACAGAAUUACCUAUUUUAUUCGAAUUGGAAGCUCAAUUUGUUCAACCUCUGUUUGUUUCAUUCUAUUACAUGCAAUUGAACAUCUUCUAUACCUUGUACAAUAAGCUCCAAGAUAUGAAGAUUGAAUAUUUUGACCUAAACAGUGAUAUUAUCGAGGCCUUUGUUGCCAAAAGAGGUAACAUUGAAGAACAAACAGAUUCUUUAACCAUCACACAUUUCAAAGUCGGCUACUCUAAGGCCAAGUUAGAAAUGACAAGAAGACGUUACGGUGCCGCUGGGACUUCACCAGGACCAACUGCCGGACAACCAGGCAGCCCAUACGGUGCAACGCCAGAACAACAAGCAGGAUAUGGAAAAGCCUACGAGGCAGGCUACGCACAAUCACCAACAAUGGGACAACAACCGGGCUACCCAACGCAACAACCGGCAUACGGUCAACCAGCCUACGGACAACCAGCUCUUGGGGCAACUCCCCAACAGACAGUGACGUCACCACCCCCAUACGCAGCAGCGGGAGCAACAGCAGCUGCUGCUCCUGGUAUGGAAACUGUCACUGCGUUGUACGAAUACCAAGCCCAAGCUGCUGGAGACUUAAGUUUCCCAGCAGGUGCGGUCAUCGAGAUUGUACAACGCACAGCAAAUGAAAACGAAUGGUGGACAGGCAGGUACAACGGCCAACAAGGUGUGUUCCCUGGCAACUAUGUCCAGCUCAACCAGUGA
Molecule: messenger RNA, 1326 nt
Organism: Kazachstania africana CBS 2517
Lineage: Eukaryota; Fungi; Ascomycota; Saccharomycetes; Saccharomycetales; Saccharomycetaceae
Gene: RVS167
Product: amphiphysin
Exons: 1
Coding region: 1-1326 (441 amino acids)
Biological process (GO): plasma membrane tubulation; endocytosis; actin cortical patch localization
Cellular component (GO): actin cortical patch; Rvs161p-Rvs167p complex; mating projection tip
Molecular function (GO): lipid binding; protein binding
Source: RefSeq, a predicted model, not a curated record